GUGGGUACUCGGUGUGUCUGCGUGUGUCUCGGGGCCUCGGCGAACUCGCAAAAUAACUCGGUGAACUCCCGAGGGGCUCGAAUCGACGGCUUCGCGCACCGAACAGUGCGAAACAAAAAUUGUCUGAAUUGUGAUAUUGUGCGAAACAUACGUGGCGACGUGCACAGCGCGGGUCGAGCUCCAACACUCGCCUCGGGAGACGCUGCGCCGCGGAAUCCCUCUGCCUUCUGGGUCCGAUGGAGAUUCCCGUCUCCGAUCGCGGCCGAAAGCAGCUCCGGUACGUCCUCGGCUACUUGGCGAUUCGCAGCAGUCCGUAAGAUGCCGACGCGCGAGUAUCGGCGAAUGUCGUGGAAAGUGUCGAGCGACGACGCGUAAGAGCGUUCGUUCCCAAGAGGACCCGGUGAGGUUGUGACAGGGACUGCUCCUUCGGUUCAUCGAUUGAUCGCGCCACCCGUCGAUGAUGCCGCGACCCUCGCGCGAUACCUAUGGUGACCAGAAGCCGCCGUAUUCCUAUAUAUCGCUGACGGCGAUGGCGAUAUGGUCAUCGAGAGACAAGAUGCUACCACUCGCCGAGAUUUACAAGUUCAUCGCCGACCGCUUUCCAUACUACAGAAAGGACACGCGACGGUGGCAGAACUCCUUGAGGCACAACUUGUCAUUCAACGAUUGCUUCAUCAAGGUGCCGCGCGGUCCGCACCGGCCGGGAAAGGGAGCCUACUGGGCGCUGCAUCCUGCCGCGUUGUCCAUGUUCGAGAACGGCUCGUUGCUGCGCCGACGGAAGCGCUUUAAGCUGCACAAGCCGGACAAGGAGCUGCUCAAGUCCGAGCUGCAGGCACUCGCCUCGGCGAUGCCGCCGCCGUUGCCGCCCCCGCCGCCGCCGCCACCGCCGCCGCAGCCGCAGCCGCAUUCGGAGCAACCGAUCGCGUCGACCGGCGGGAUCGUCGAUGCGAGCGCGACGUGCCCCGGCAACGGUCUCAGCCUGGCGAAUCUCCAUCGUCUGCGGGACGAUCUUCUCCGAUGGGAGAUACAGGAGAGGCGGAUGAUGGUCGCCAGCGCUUCGAAUUCCGGCGAGCAUUUCGCCGGCGCGGUCGGUUUCAGCCGGUUCGAUGGCGCUUCCGGUCUGCCGACCGGACCGGCCGCGCCGGAAGCCGUCACUGCCGGAUACUACCUACUGUCGCCCGAAGUCAGGCAGAGACUGGCGGGCGGCGCCUCCGCCGACGGCGGCAGCGAGAUCCUGAGGACGUACGAGGCGGCCGCGCUGCUGCACUCCGCCGCCUCCUGGAGCUUCCCCGGCUUCCCGGCGGUCUCGCACACGUCGUACGCGGUGUCGCAGCUACCGUAUCUCCAGCAGACCACCGCCCCCACCAGGCAAACGACCAUCCAUCCGGGGACGCGGGACAUUCGGGACGCGGAACGCCGGCUGUCGAGCGACCGCGCGCUGGAGAACGGAUCGGCGAUCGUCGUGGCCGCCGGCCGGGAAAGCGAGACGGUUUUCACGGGUGAGAACACUUACGAGAUAACGGGCUACAAUCGCGACAAGCUCGCCGAGGAGGAGCCGCUCUCGUCGUCCUCGUCCACCUCCUCGUCGUCCAGAAUAAAUCUCUAUCGAGGCGCCGCCGUGACCUCCGCCGCUUCGUCGCCGCCGACGUCGCCGACCUCGCCGAAUUCGCUUGCGGUCACCAAGUCGCCCUAUCGCCACCUCUCGCCGAUCUCCAACCUGGUGGCGGAGGUCGAGCGCACCCAGUUGCCCUCAGCUCGCGAGGACCCGUCCGCGACGGUCGUUCUUACGGCUAAUACGGAGAAGAGGGUGAAAAAACCGUUCACUAUUGAGAAUAUUAUCGCGCCGGACGAUAACGAGGGUGGCGGCGACGGCGGCGGCGGUGGCGGUGGUAUUUGCACCAGUGCCGGCGACGAGGAGGCCUCGAGACUGUCCGACGAGACGAUCGCGAAAAAGUCCCCGCUCCUCGUGCCGAGGCCGCUGUACGCUGGAUACUCGAUGUCGAUCGCGACCACGGGUGUUCAGAGGCCGUCCUAUGGCACUGCCACUUGAACUCUGCCCAUCUCUUCGAUCGGCUCGAACAACGUAAAAGUUCAAGAAACGUCUUAAAGACGCGCGGGAGAUGUUUCAAAGAGUCAGAGCGUUCCUUCGGCACGUCUCCGUCGCGUAUCCUCGGACGUAAUUAUACCGUCGGCGAGAUUAUGUGCUCCACCGCAUCUAUCCUUCACAGAAUGAGGAAAGUCGCCGUCGCUAUUCUAACGAAAUGAGAGACGGAGGGAGAAAAAGGAUGUAUCAACGAUAGAGUGAAUUUUUUAAAUCCGAUAACAGUGUUAAUCAAAUAAAAAAACAACGCGACAUGUGCUUGGCUUAACUAUUGUUGAAUUGAUAAGAUUCAUUCCGAUUGGUGCUACAUUUUUUUCGCUGUGCACACAAAAUCAAUAAUCUCUUAUCACAUAAAGUUAUCAAAUUUUGCCAAUCGAGACGCGCGCAUCACGAUUUAGACACAUUUGUGUGUAAUUAUUGAUGAAAAAUAUAAAACUACAUUUUAUUGAUUAAUUUACUUAUUAUCUGAACUAUUGUUAACAUGUUAGCUCUAAUUUGUUACACAUGCCAAAUUGUGAAACACAGUCGUUUAUAAUGCACGAAUAUCUAGAUACAAUGCAAAUGUCUGGAAUCAAAGUUUGCAACUUUAUGUGAUAUUAUUGAUUUCGUGUAUACACGUGUACGAAGCAGGAAGUCUCGGUUUUGUUAGAAGUGCGCGAGGCAGUCUGUUCCGAUUCUGUUAGAUAAGCGAGGGUGUAAUGCACUCGUAGGAAUGUGCCAAAAAGGAUCCGCGAAAAUUUCUUCGGCGCUGCAAAACGAUAGUGUCUUAUUUAAUGACAACGCGACGAAAAAUUCAAAUGAGAUGAUCGCGGGUGCUUUUUGACGCGAUCGCGACGCAAUCGAUCGGAUGUUAAUCGUGUUGCGACUCUCUGUCCAAUUCGCCGCGAAUCGACGCGACGCAGAGAUAAGGAGACAUUGUAGAUAACGUUAGUUCCUCGUUUGGUAAAACGCCGUCUUCUCAUUCGAGAGUUCUUUGCUUGCUGAUAUCGGUUUACGUCGCGAAAGUGGCUUAGUCUCGAGAAACUUGCAAGCUGUCCGAACAGUUAACUAGAGUCACUCGUAAUCUACGGCUAUCUUAUGACGCGCGCGAUGGCGACCAGUCGAUUAUUGUCAAUCGCGACACUCCAAAUCGGCGACGGCGCGCGACGCCGUGCACUUUUACCGUUCAAACGAAGUCGUGUCGCGGCUUCCGCCUAUGUAAUUAUCUAAUUAGACGAUCCCUAAACGAUUAGGAGCAGGCGCGGGCGCGAGCACGGUAACAGCGAUGUUAAAUUUUUCUGAAUAUCUGAAGAGAAAUGUUUUUCCUUCCUUUUUUAUCCCUUUUUCUAAAUUUUGAAUUGAUAAGUUCAAUAAAAAGAAGCAAUCUAAUAAUUUUUAAAAUCUGAUUGAAUAAAUUUACUCAAUACGCGCAUUCUAAAGCCCAAUUGAGAAUUGUUUUUACAAAACUCAACAAUUAUAAUGUAUAUAUAAUUUAAAGUUUUUCUCUCGUAAUAUUAAUUAGCAUCAUUAUCGGCAUAGUAAUUUAGUUAUUUCUAAUAUCGUACAACUUUUUACUUCUUGUAGAUAUAAAAGCUAUCGAUAAAAUUUGUUUUCUGAAAAUAUGUAGAUCAGUAGAUGUUGAGUUUUGCAGCAACAAUACUCAAUUGGACGUAGUUAUGCAAUAUAGAAUCAACUGCCAGCUAAGAUUUUGGUUUUGUGUUGCGAGAUUUUUCCUAGUUUGAUCAAACUUAAAGAUAUUGGAAUAUUAUUCUGGGAAAAAGUACGUCAGAACUCAGGAAUUAAAUUAAAUUCUGAUUUAACGAAUAAUUCUCUCUAGUGUAUAAUGCCAGAGUAAAAUUUUAUAACGUUUUACUGAAAGGGCUGUAAUAUAUGUAUAAAAAUAUGAAUUGUCCGAAGUUAAGUUUUAUAUUGUGUAACUACGUCUAGUUGGAAUAUUUUAUACAAGAGGAACAAAGUGCCAGACUUUUAUCACCAAUUGGUCUACAGAUUCUUUUUUGGAAUAUUUAAUAGAGACACACUAUUUGCUUGUUAUCUUUUGUGAUAAA
This is a messenger RNA of Linepithema humile (Argentine ant), 4146 nucleotides long. RefSeq lists its product as uncharacterized. Gene Ontology annotation, molecular function: DNA-binding transcription factor activity, RNA polymerase II-specific; RNA polymerase II cis-regulatory region sequence-specific DNA binding. The record is from RefSeq and is a predicted model, not a curated record. Gene Ontology annotation, biological process: cell differentiation; anatomical structure morphogenesis; regulation of transcription by RNA polymerase II. NCBI's taxonomy places the organism in Eukaryota, Metazoa, Arthropoda, Insecta, Hymenoptera, Formicidae.